Molecule: messenger RNA, 1314 nt
Organism: Sorghum bicolor (sorghum)
Lineage: Eukaryota; Viridiplantae; Streptophyta; Magnoliopsida; Poales; Poaceae
Exons: 3
Coding region: 110-634 (174 amino acids)
Source: RefSeq, a predicted model, not a curated record
GGCCAGAAGCCCAGAACGAGAAGUGUCGUUGGUUCACCGAUCAAGCUUCUGUUUUCUGUUCAACAGCAGCAUUACAUACCUGCGCAGGAGACUCUCCUGUAAAACCUCUAUGGAUUUCCAUGAAAAGGAUGAGCAUGACCCUGCUCCUCCCAUCCCUCUCGUCCGCCUGAACCACGUCUCGUUCCAGUGCGAGUCCGUGGAAGCAUCGGUCGCCUUCUACCAGCGUGUGCUUGGCUUCCAGCUCGUCAAACGCCCGGCGUCCCUCGACUUCAGAGGAGCAUGGCUGCACAAGUACGGCAUGGGGAUACAUCUACUGCAACGCGGCUCGGAUUCCAGCGCUCCGGCGGCUGCUGCAAGGCCGCCGGUGAUCAACCCCAAGGGCAACCACAUUUCCUUUCAGUGCACGGACAUGGCGCUCAUGAAGGCUAGGCUGGGCGACAUGGAGCUGGAGUUCGUCGCGGCGCGGGUGCGGGACGGCGACACGGUGGUGGAGCAGCUCUUCUUCCACGACCCCGACGGCAAUGUGAUCGAGGUCUGCGACUGUGAGAAACUCCCCGUGAUACCUCUCGCCGAUGCAGGCGGCGCCGACCUUCCCAAUCUGCUUCUGCCGGUGAAAACGAACGUGCAUGGCUAGUUCGUGGUACUUGCUCAUUGGUUGCUUAGCGCGAUUAUUUGAUUAAUUCGUCUGAUUAGUUUCGUGAGUUGUAAUAACACUGUGAUAAUAACAGGCAGUUCUGCACGCUAAUACUUGUGGCUUGCACUGUACUGGUACGUCUGUUGUGUUGUCAAAUACCAAGUGUCCGUAGUGCAUAUACAAGUUGGGGUUGGGGAGAUCUCCGGUUUACGCGUCUUCCAAGCUGAAUUCACGGCCGACCUUUUGAACACAGCCGGUUCCCUACCGGGAAAAGCUAAAGCCCGUGUAGCAACAAGCACCUCCUUUCCCUUUGCCUUCCAGCUGUUGCGUAUGUACUACUGCUCUUGCAGUGACGAAGAAAGUGCCUUACUAUAAGUAUAUGCGCCAUGCAAAGCUACAGCUAACAUCAUCAUCACCAAGAAUUUCACGCAAUGCGUUUUUUUUUCACCUUUGAAUGAAAGGAUUAAAGGGAUGUCACGCGAUGCUAUUCAGUAGGAGUAUCUGUUGCGUGAGUGGCGACAAACCACCGCCGCGUACCCGGAAUCGCAAAGCAACCGCACCAGCGUUCACAGCCCAAUGAGAAGAAGCCUGCUUGGCCCAAUCCUGCGCUGUACAAAGUGCAAACCGAAACCGAAGUCAGUGGCAGAAACAGCCCUUAUCCAAAACAAAACAAAAAAAAA